Marchantia polymorpha subsp. ruderalis is the source of this 4299-nucleotide messenger RNA. Lineage: Eukaryota; Viridiplantae; Streptophyta; Marchantiopsida; Marchantiales; Marchantiaceae. The record is from the annotation of a GenBank genome assembly.
GGACGACGUCGUACAGCAGCGACGGACAGACACAUGCACAUGAGUUCGAACUAGACCCGAGUUGCAGACUGAGACUCCGUCGUCGUACUUGUUGGGUUCUGGAGCUCGUGGGCUCGUCGUCCUUUGCUGCUUCGAUUGGUCCGAGUGUCUGUCGGAGGACGACGAUCGCUGCUGCUCGUUCUGGAAGGCAGGCGAAGAGGAAGAGAGGAGAGGAGAGGAGAGGCGAGGCGAUGAGUUCGAACGAAUCGCGAUGCAACUCGUGAUCGUGCAGCGGGCGGAGGCGGAUGCGGAUGCGGAGCACGACUCGCGGAGGUGAUCGGAUCAGAACUGAGGAAUUUCUUCGGCCUUCGAACGGCGGAGAGAGAGACGCAGCGAGAGAGUCGAUGAGGGGGCGGAGACGUGCCGUUGCAGACAGUCGACGAACAGAGUGUGGUGAGUGCUCGAUUGCUCGUGUCGAGUGCUCGUGAAGAGGAGCAAUUCGGAGUUCGAAGCUUCUCGGGAUUCAGAUUCGGUUUGAGCUGUGACAGAUUUGGUGGUAGUGACUUUUCCCGUGAGCCGGAGAGAAGUUACUGAAUAGAAGGCUAGAAGAGGCGUUUUCACAGAGGGACGAGGUGGUCUGUUCUCGUCCUCGGCUGGAUGUCGGAAGAUAGCUGAGGACUGAGCGAGUGCGCUAUCGAGCGCGUUUGCGUUCCAAGGUUUCGCGACAUUCGAUGCGUUUUAGAUUCUGAGCGGACGCAGCUCUUUUGGUGGUGCUGUAGUUCUGGAGGAAGAGUUCGAGUGGCAGAGUCGCUCGCAGCAGCGUGCAAUCGGAAUGGUCGUCGGUAAGUGGAUUGCUCUGAGGAGUGUCGGGAGUUGUAGGACUGUCGAGAAACUUUCUUCUAUAAGCGAUAAACUUCUGAGCUCGUUCGAAGAGCCCUAGUUCAGAUGUUGCGAAUGUUCGUGACCGGGUCGGUGUCAGCUUGAACAGCAGUGAAGCUGCGAGCUGUCCGCGUGAGGGUGUCAGCUGAACAGCAGUGAAGCUGCGAGCUGUCCGCGUGAGGGAGGCCGACUGCGGCCAAAUCGGCUACAAUUCGGACUGGUCAGUGAGCAAUGGAAGUAUUUGUUGUUAUCGGAGUCAUCUCAGUCGUCGGUCCGAGGAAGUGUCGGGUCUAUUCCCCAAAGUCUUAGAGCAUCGAGUAGACAGGAGCUUAGGAAGAGCGCGAAUGAAGGAUAUGUUCCAAAUUGGAGCGAGAGAGAGACCUAUCAAUCUGACCAAUCCGAGGACUAAGAGGACCUUUCCAGGGGAAUCGGGAGUUUCCGCACGACUCUCUUUGUUUGCAGCCUCUCCUUCUCUUGCUUGGUUUCUCGAUUCUGGAGGAGCACCAGGCGAACGACGACACGAGAGCCCUGUGGGGUAAACACGACUCGGCAGGAUGGUGAGGAGGGCAGGCGAAAAUGUGAUUUCUUCUGGGAAAGGGCCUCCUGCCAAGCGGCAAAAGAAGAAGAAGAGUGUUCCGGACGAGAUCCUCAAAGUUCUGAAUGUCGUCUAUGCCAAAGAAUGGCAGAAUGGAUUCGUCAGAGGAUUUGUGAUCGAAGAGCCCAUGGUCGGUUCGGAGGAAGGCCUAGACGAUGAUUUCUUCAAAAAAUUGCAGCAGGUUCAGCUUUUAGAUUUCUUCCAGAAAACUUGUGCAGUCAUAGCCCCGAGGGAGCUAAUCGCGAACUUCAUUCUGGACUGCAAGGUAGAAAAGGUGUCGAGCAAGGAGAAGAAGAUCACUUAUGAACUGCCUUUUAGGAGCAAAAGAACAUUGCAGCUGACGGAAACGAGGUUCGCCCACAUACUGCAGCUGCCGACCACGGAAUCAGAACUCACGGAGCAGAGCAGCGAAUUUUUUGACCAGAUCGACUGGCUGGGCAGCAGACACAUCUCAGGUUCCGAGACUUAUUGGAGCAUCAGUGAAAUCAAAGACCCCGCCAUGAAAGAUCUCUACAGAUACCUCAGCAAGUGGAUUUUCCGCUUGACAAGUAACAUCAAGAUCUCGCGAAGCCAAAUUUUGCCUGUGUGUGAAGCUCUGGAAGGGAAUGCUGUAGACUGGACGCAAUACUUAUGGCCCAAAUUUGUCUCGGCCAUAGAAAAGAUGAAAGAGAGCGCCAAGCACAAUAAGGCCUGCAAAUGUAGCAUUGCAGGCCUCGUGUCCGCUAUUCUGUUCGAACACACGAACGAGCUGGGAGGAAUCUGGACUCAAGCCUGGGAUGCCUGGGGAGAAACAGAGACUCCGGAGAAAGUGAAAGCAUGGAUUUCAACGAUCAGGAGGUUACCGGGAACCUCUCAGCAGAAAGGAGUGGAUAGCUCGAGGGCGUCAAGCGAGAAAGAGAAAAAGAAGGGCAAAGUGGAGGUGAGGCCUAGAAAGAAACCCGUCGGAGGAGAGUCAGUACAAACACUGGGACACAGAGUUCUCGUCGAGGUUGCUCCCAAGGACAAGGACAAGGACGUGCAGGACAGUGCUACCACUCUAGUUACGCUCGGACAGAUCGGGCGACCUCCCUUUCUUCUGACGGAUGUGCUCGGCAAGGGCACGGUAGCUGAUUUUGUAAAUUUCAAUUUCGCCAAGUGCCACGAGCAGCUCUCGGGAAUCGGGUCUGCUGAAACCCAGGAAAUGAUUAAUCAUUUCAUAGCUCAAGGAAUGCCAGUACCCAAGUUGCCGUCGUUCAACCCGGAAGGAGUGAGAGAUAUCAGGCUCGAUGAUCUCUUGGCCUUGAGGCAGACGAAGCCGGUAGAAGACGGCAACUACUUUCAGUCUGGGCCUGUUCAGAGGAUGAUUGAUCAGCUGGCGGAGCAGGCUUCGGUCACGAGUGAUGUUUUGCGAGAUAUGGCACGGUACAACGGGUACCUGGAUUACCAACUGUCAGUGGAGAGGAAGAAGUUUCAUGAUCUGGAGGCCAAGUAUUCGGAGCUCGAGAAGAGAAACAAAGAGCUCCAGGCUUCCGCUGACAAGUCUGUCAUUGCACAGAGCACAAUUUCUCAACUACAGCAUGAGUUUCAGAAGGCUAGGGACAAAAUGUCCAUGGCCGAGAAGGAGCACGAGAGCAAGAAGCACAGCUGGAGGGUGAAAAAGGAGGAGCUCGAAGAGAAGCUGAAGGGCCAUCACGCCAGAGAAGAGCAGUGGAAUAGGGAACGGAAAGCUUACGAGGAGAAGCUCAGGAAGCAGCAGAAAGAUCUGGAGGCAAGCAUCAUCAGCGAAGGUACUACGGCCGAUCAGGUGGCAGAUCUCAGAAGUAAGCUGGACAGAGCUCUGACCAAGCUAAGUCAACAGGAGUAUCAGAAGCACAUGUUGGGGUGUGAGGACGCAGACCAAGAGGUGAAGAAAGAAGCUGAGAAGGCCAGCCUGGACAUUGUUGCCAAAGUCCUAGAGGCCACAAACCGGCAGAUUGCCGAAUGGAGCGAGAGCCUGGAAAAGAGGCAAGUAGCUCAUGGCCUGAAGAAGCCUGAGGAAGUAGAGGACACCGACGACGAAGAUGACAAAGACGAGGAUGGCUCAGAGAAUGACGUGAAGAUUGUUGACGCAAUGGCUGGCGAAGACAAUGGCGAGGAGAAUGUGAUAUCUUUCUCUCGCAAAAUGGAUGGUCGAGGAGACGUUGUGGAUGGGAAGAACCAGGAGAGCCCAGAGCAUGUACAAGCUGCAGAGGAAGUACCAGAGCCCAAGACAGGUUCAUCUGAAGCAUCGUCUAGAUGCACUUUCAGAAGCACCACUAGGAUCAACACCAGUAGGUGAUCGGGUCAUAUGAAUGGUCCAGUGGACGCUAACUUUUCCAGCUUAAAUGUUAGAUAGAUUGCAAGAUAGAAGGAGCUGAGUAAUUAGAUGUGCAGAAUGCAAGAGAGAAGGUGCUGAGUAAUCAGAUCUGUAAGAUGCCCACCCUCCACGUUAUAUUCAUGUGUGGAGAGCAUUUAGAUAGCAUCGCAACAUCUGAAGACGCCAAGAACAUAACUACUUGGAAGUUAUUUGCUUGUCAGUUGUUUGUACAGAGUUGUGUAAACGUGAUUACUUCACCAGUUGAGCGGAUAAGGAGGUGAUUGUACAUAUCAAUGAAGCGCCUCGAGUUCUCGUAGCGAAAUAGACCUUUCAGCUCUAAGAUUUUUCAUUUGAUCUUGGUGUCUGAAAGAGUAGUUGGAAGGAGAUUGGAAGGUAUCCCAUACAUAGAUGUGAGCUGGAGAAUAAAUAACAGUGCAAGCUUCGAAACCGAACAAGGAAGAUGUGCUCAGCUACUGGAUUUGUCCAGAUGUAAAAUUACUCUUUUGCAUAUACAGAAGUCAGGAACGUCAGG